This is a messenger RNA of Gymnodraco acuticeps, 871 nucleotides long. RefSeq lists its product as uncharacterized. Lineage: Eukaryota; Metazoa; Chordata; Actinopteri; Perciformes; Bathydraconidae. Bases 155 to 871 code for a protein of 238 amino acids. The transcript has 5 exons. The record is from RefSeq and is a predicted model, not a curated record.
CCCAGAGUUCAAUGCAGUAUAUUAGCGGGAUUUUUGAUCGCUGGAGAGUGGAGAUAUAUUUAUUUUGAAGUUGAACGCAUUAUCACUGAUUUUUCUAUUUGUAUGUUGUAUCAGCUUUACCAAGAUUCAAGAACUAGUUGUGGAAUAGAUAUAGAUGGCAAACAAAAUGGGUUUCGCUCUCUUUGACUUUUUUAAUGAGAAUGCGGUUGACAUCGGCAAGGUUUCGUGGAUCCAAGAGCCUUCGUCUUUGACAAUGGAAUCCGUGUCGGAGAAUGAAACUGUUGUUAAAGUGGCGUGGCCCAAAGGCGGAGUGGAGGGGAGCGAUAUCCAAUUGUCGCUGGCUAAGGUGGUCAAGUUUGCAGCUCAAGGUAAGCAGCUUCUGCGGCACAGGGACGAGUUUGUGCGGUUAGGCAGUGCAGAGCUGCAGUCACCGGAACUGGGCCGAGGGAAGAGAGAACCGAAGAGGAAGCUCUCGGACAUCGAAGACCAUGAUGAAGAACCAUCCCUUCCCAAACCACCUUCAAACGCUGCCAAGAAGAAGAAGACAAUGAGCAGCAUGACAUCAUCGGUAUUGGACCAGCUGAAGGAAAAGUAUUCACACAGCCACGACAACAGUGGACCGCCCGAAGCCGCAUGUUCGCAUCCCGACCAGGAAUGCCGCAAAUGCAAACUACUUCAACAACAAAUAGACAUCCUUGAGGAGGAGAAAGCUACAUUGCUGGCGUCAUUGAGAAUGAACAAAAUCGCUGGAGAUGUUGUUGCCAAAUUGGAGCUGCUAUGUCACACGCCAGCUCCAAAGCUGCCAGAUAUGACAAUGCCCAUGAGGACACCUCCAAGUCCCUUCAAUCGAGAGUCAAGUACGCUGAGGUAA